Messenger RNA from Sphaeramia orbicularis (orbiculate cardinalfish), 2588 nucleotides. RefSeq names its product potassium channel tetramerization domain containing 1 (gene kctd1). Gene Ontology annotation, cellular component: nucleus. Gene Ontology annotation, molecular function: transcription corepressor activity; transcription factor binding. The record is from RefSeq and is a predicted model, not a curated record. Lineage: Eukaryota; Metazoa; Chordata; Actinopteri; Kurtiformes; Apogonidae. The coding region runs from base 395 to 1495 and encodes 366 amino acids. The transcript has 6 exons. Gene Ontology annotation, biological process: negative regulation of DNA-templated transcription; protein homooligomerization.
CAAAACUAAUCAUAACGAUUAAAAUCAGCUUCUCUGCGAGAGGAGAGCAAUAGGCAAGUUGGAGGCAGGAGGAGUGUAAAUGCAAGAAAAAAAAAAAAAAGAUUUCUUUAUUUGAUUUUAUAAAAACAUAAACUCAACAAAGACUGAGGCACCGCUGCUGUGAUCUGUUCCUUUUUGCUCGGAGUUUUAUUCUGCAGAUUGGUUUAGACUGGGGCAGAGACAUGAGCUAAUUGUAUCCUGAUCUUUGCCUUGAGGGGUUUCGGAGCCCUGGAGCAAGUAUUCUCUGUAUUUUGUUCUGUCUACCUUAGCCAAGCUAUUGCAUUUCUCUCUGGUGUAGGAAGAGAAGCAGGUCGUGGGCCAAAUCGGACGGAAAAGGUGCAUAAAAAGAUACUUUAUGCCGCUCUAUGUUUCAGGUGUGUUGGAAAAAGCCGACCGCAUCCUAUCUCUUCACCUUAAAGUCAGCGCAGUAAUGGACGAAACGGAUAUCAUGGACUUAACGCAUCAGAAAGCGAGAAAGCGACCGCGUCCAAUCAGUUCCGUGGAUGAGUCCGUACACGCUUCUCUCAAACGGCUGCCGAUCCGAGCGGAGUGCAGGGAACCCACGCUCAUGUUCGCAGUCAGAGGAGAGCCUGUCCCCGCAGCAUCUCUCAAGCAAAAUGACCAUUCGCUGACUUCCUCUCCAACCACAGUGAUGCCGGCGCAGGAUAAUCGCUCCAGCAUGUCCAGACCCAUGAUCACACGGUCACCAGUGUCUCCCUUGAGUAACCAGGGCAUCCCAACACCUGCACAGCUCACCAAGUCCAACGCCCCUGUGCACAUUGACGUGGGUGGACACAUGUACACCAGCAGCCUGGCCACCCUCACAAAAUUCCCAGAAUCCCGAAUUGGUCGUCUCUUUGAUGGCACAGAGCCUAUAGUCCUGGACAGCCUGAAGCAGCACUACUUCAUUGACAGGGAUGGACACAUGUUCCGCUACAUCCUCAACUUCCUCAGGACGUCCAAGCUUCUCAUCCCAGACGACUUCAAAGACUACAGUUUGCUGUAUGAGGAGGCUCGGUACUUCCAGCUACAGCCCAUGCUUGCCGAGUUGGAGCGCUGGCGUCAGGACCAGGAGCUGGGACGGGUGUCGCGUCCUUGUGAGUGCUUGGUGGUACGUGUUGCCCCCGACCUGGGCGAGAGGAUCACACUGAGCGGUGACAAGGCCCUGAUUGAAGACGUGUUUCCCGAGAUCGGUGACGUCAUGUGCAACUCUGUCAAUGCCGGAUGGAAUCACGACUCCACGCAUGUUAUCCGCUUCCCGCUCAACGGGUACUGUCACCUCAACUCUGUCCAGGUUCUAGAGCGUCUGCAACAACGUGGCUUCGAGAUCGCCGGCUCCUGCGGGGGAGGCGUGGACUCAUCCCAAUUCAGCGAGUACGUCCUGCGGAGGGAACUGAGGAGGACGAGUCAGCGAGGGCCCAAUUCAAACAGGAUAAAGCAGGAGCAGCUGGACUAGAAGCCUCCUGAGCAGUAGGAGGCGCUAGACUUUUCUGUGGCAGCCAAAAUGCUCUACGCUACAGAGCUCUGUGGACUCUUUCUUUAUGAUUUCCUUGUUGAUGUUUUUGUUUUCUUAAACUUGAGAACCAUCUAGAGAAUAGGUGAGGUGCAAACAGGAGAUUUUUGCCAUAAGAAGAUACAAGACAUUUGAUAAGUUUGAGAUUGCAAGGACAUUGUAUAGCCCCCAUAAACCAAUUAAAAAAGGAUUUAUAUACGCUGGAUCCCCAAAUAAAGUUUGUUUUAAAACUUGGAGCCUACAUUAGGUUGAAUAUGAUUUCUAUUUUACCCAUAUAAUAAAUUUUAAAGGCUUUUAUUGCUGAUGUAGUAUGUUGCAUAGCUUGUCACCAGUGACUUAAAUUAGUUGUCUCACUGGCAAAUUGGCUGUUUUUAUCUCCCGCUGUAAAAAGGUCACUAAUGUGUUGCUUACAGUACAGAAUGUCUCAGUUGUCAUAAACACUUAGUUUCAAAAAGCAUCUGUUUUUCACAAUAACCAUGAUGUUCAAUAUUGUGAUACCAAUGAAGUGUUUUUCUUUCUUUCUUUCUUUCCUUUUUUUUUUUUUUUUUUACCUUUAAUGGAAGUUAUUUUAUUGGAAUAUACCAUAAAAUAUAGUUGACUUUAGUACCAUCGAUUUUUAACAUCGAAGUCCGCUCCUUAAAAAGUAAAGAAAUUAAUUUAGUGAAAUAUUAUGUCACACCAUUUGCCUCACUGGGGAGUACAAACAACUAACCCCCCCCCAUCCCCCCAUGUGUCACCGUGGGAAUUUAUUUAAUUGGAUAAAAUUCCUCUGAGUCAUGACCUGUAAAUUUUUUCAUUGUAUAUGUGUUUGUGUUUUUUACAUUGAAUCUUUUUAAAGGAAAUGUGUUGCCUCAGACUUGACUGAAAAGAUUAAAGCUUAUUGUACUACCCAGUUCAAGAUCACUUUUACUUGUAGCACAUAUUGAUAUGAAGUUGCAUAUAAACUAUUUCUAAGAUGACUGACCCACCUACGCUCCCUAGAUUUGAGUAAAGAGGAAUGUAGCAAAAAUGUGAAAUAAAUCUCAGCUAAAGUUGU